UCACUCGUUGCCCCCAAUUAAAGAUCAAACGGUCCCUAUUCAGUCUCUACUUAAAGCAGUUCACUUCUAGUUCUGGAGCCGACCUGACGUGACGGCCACUUUUCUUCUCUCUCAAUCAGAUCUCUUAUCUCCCAUCCUCUUCAAUUCCAAUCUGCUUCCAAGAGGUUUUGUCAAAAUGGCUGAGUCAAAAACAGGAUUGCGGAAGCCUGUAUUCACCAAGAUUGACCAGCUCCGCCCAGGAACUAGUGGACAUACUCUCACUGUGAAGGUUGUUAGUACAAAGAUGGUCUUGCAGAAGGGUCGUCCUGAUGGUCCUCAAGUACGCCAGAUGCGUAUUGCGGAAUGUUUGGUAGGAGAUGAAACAGGAAUGAUUAUCUUUACCGCUAGAAAUGAUCAAGUGGACUUGAUGAAAGAGGGAAGUACUGUAACCCUUCGCAAUGCAAAGAUUGACAUGUUUAAAGGAUCAAUGAGACUUGCUGUGGACAAGUGGGGACGUGUUGAAGUAACUGAACCUGCCAGUUUCACUGUGAAGGAGGAUAACAACCUAUCACUGAUUGAAUAUGAACUCGUGAAUGUUGUUGAAGAUUGACUUCUCUGUGCAGUGUUGCCCGCUUACUAGAUGGUGAUCUGAGAAUAAAAACAACUCCAACAAAGCAAAUUACUGUUACUGGGCAUGUGUUGUCCAAAAAUGCCUAUGAAAAGUUCACUUUUAGAAAGAAGAAAUCUGCAAGCUUGCGUACUAGUUGCUUUUACCUUGUGGCCGAUCCAGCACAACCCUUUGAUUGGGCUUCCAAACAGAUGGUCAAGGCUGUAAAAAUCGAUAAGUUAAAGCAGCUGCCUUUGGAAACUUGGUUUGGUUUGCUUGCUACCUAUCUAUAUUUUUGGACAGUAACUGAACUAGCACUAUGUGAUCACAGAUAUAAAUUUCUACCAAGUCUAUGUUGCUGUACUCUGUUAUUAUGGUUCAUGCUUAAUGUUUUUACAUAAUUACCAUCA
Messenger RNA from Hevea brasiliensis (rubber tree), 996 nucleotides. RefSeq lists its product as uncharacterized. The record is from RefSeq and is a predicted model, not a curated record. Lineage: Eukaryota; Viridiplantae; Streptophyta; Magnoliopsida; Malpighiales; Euphorbiaceae. The coding region runs from base 176 to 589 and encodes 137 amino acids. The transcript is spliced from 3 exons.